Messenger RNA from Lotus japonicus, 847 nucleotides. RefSeq lists its product as uncharacterized. The transcript has 2 exons. NCBI's taxonomy places the organism in Eukaryota, Viridiplantae, Streptophyta, Magnoliopsida, Fabales, Fabaceae. The record is from RefSeq and is a predicted model, not a curated record. Bases 100 to 738 code for a protein of 212 amino acids.
GGGCAUCAAAAGUAAAAAAUGUUUAUGCAAGGAGUAUUGCUAGUUCCCUAUAUAUCUUCUCUCCUCUUGUGUGAAAAGUUGAUCAAUUAAUAUUCCAUCAUGGGUGUCUUCUACCAUGAGGAGCCACAAAACCAUACCAAGAGAUGCAAAUUCCUUGGAGCUACACUGAAGGAAGUGUUUUCCCACUGUCAAACUUUUAGCAGAAGGCUUUCAACUGCAAGCCUUGAAGAGGAGUUCCCCAUGAGUGAUCUUGAUGAAGAACAGGAAGUGAUUGUUUCAGCAGUUAGAAGCAGAGCCAUGGAAAAGCAAAAGCAAAAGCCAAGUCCAUUUAGAGAUGGCUUUUCUUUGGUAUACUCUCCUGCAACUAGAGAAUUUUAUGUCACUAAGAAAAUGGCACCACAAGCAAGUGAAGGAGGUGAUGAAGAACAAGAUCAAAGUGCAGGAGGUGAUGAAGAACAAGAUCAAAGUGAAGAAUUUUUGUCAGUUAAGAGUUGUUUCUCAUGCUGUUCUUCAAGGGAAGCAUUUUAUUCUGUGAAGACUAACCUUUCCAUAAGCUCAAGCAUGAAUGAGCUUGACUUCUCAGGAUAUUGGAAGCGUUCCAUAAUUCAGGAGCUCUGUCAUUGCCAGGGAUGGCCUUUUGGUUUGUGCCGAAAAGCUUUGCUACUUCCACCAUUGCCCAAAUCACCAUCUGAAUCAUGGUUGUCAAGUAAAAUUCAACCAAGUACCAAAGUUACCUGAAUCUAUAUAGCUAAACUUUCGUUCCUAUUCCUGUUAAAUCUGGAAUUGUAACAUUCAGAGCUUAAUUGAAGAUUAUCAAAUAAAGGAUACAUAGACUAUUGUUCUAAUA